This is a messenger RNA of Coregonus clupeaformis (lake whitefish), 622 nucleotides long. RefSeq names its product 40S ribosomal protein S27. The coding region runs from base 102 to 356 and encodes 84 amino acids. Gene Ontology annotation, cellular component: cytosolic small ribosomal subunit; ribosome. Gene Ontology annotation, biological process: ribosomal small subunit assembly; translation. NCBI's taxonomy places the organism in Eukaryota, Metazoa, Chordata, Actinopteri, Salmoniformes, Salmonidae. The record is from RefSeq and is a predicted model, not a curated record. Gene Ontology annotation, molecular function: structural constituent of ribosome; RNA binding. The transcript is spliced from 4 exons.
ACAAAAACACUUCCGGCCCCUGCACCUCGAGCCUCGUUCAUUUAUUAACUUUCAACUUCCGGUUGAUCCUUCUUUUCGGCUACGGCUACAAACUCGCCAAGAUGCCACUCGCAAAGGACCUGUUGCACCCAACCUCCGAGGAGGAGAAGAGGAGUCACAAGAAGAAGCGUCUUGUACAGAGCCCUAACUCGUAUUUUAUGGAUGUCAAAUGUCCAGGAUGCUAUAAGAUCACGACAGUGUUCAGUCACGCCCAGACCGUCGUCCUGUGUGUCGGAUGCUCCACAGUCCUGUGUCAACCUACAGGGGGUAAAGCACGCCUCACAGAAGGAUGCUCAUUCAGGAGAAAACAGCACUAGUCUCUCAGCAAUGGACCUUGUUGGACCGAGAGACCAAGGGAGGAGAGAUGGGAUUGACCCCACAGUGACCCUGUUCAGGAAGUGACAAAGCGAGAGGAAAAGUGGAGAUGAAACGAGAUGAAACUGAAGAAGAGGAAAGAUGGUGUUGAGCUCUGCUUUGUGUGCGUAGAGAGAAAACGUCCCCUGGCAUAAUGACAUCACUGUAACACCACUCCUCCACCGGUCUUUCUCACUUAUUAAUAAAGUUUAGUUUUUUCGUUAAAGAA